Molecule: messenger RNA, 645 nt
Organism: Lachancea nothofagi CBS 11611
Lineage: Eukaryota; Fungi; Ascomycota; Saccharomycetes; Saccharomycetales; Saccharomycetaceae
Source: the annotation of a GenBank genome assembly
AUGAGUGGCAAUAGGGCUGGGAAGUCAUUGACGAAAUACAAGAUUGUUUUUCUAGGGGAGCAAGGCGUGGGUAAGACUUCUCUUAUAACGAGGUUUAUGUAUGACACAUUUGAUGAUCACUAUCAAGCAACCAUUGGCAUAGAUUUUCUGUCGAAGACAAUGUAUCUUGAUGACAAAACAAUCAGGCUCCAGCUGUGGGACACUGCAGGGCAAGAGCGAUUCAGAUCACUCAUUCCUUCUUACAUACGUGAUUCCCACGUCGCUAUUGUGGUCUAUGAUGUGACGAAUAAGAAAUCGUUCGAGUACAUCGACAAGUGGGUAGAAGACGUCAAAACCGAACGCGGGGAGGAAAAUGUGGUUUUGUGUAUCGUGGGCAACAAAAACGAUCUUUCAGACGAGCGACAGGUGUCGACCGAAGAAGGUGAGAAGAAAGCGGAGGUAUUGAACGCUAAGAUAUUCAUUGAAACCUCUACUAAGGUGGGCUUCAACGUCAAGAACUUAUUCAGAAAGAUAGCAAAAACUUUGCCAGAAUUCCAAAAGUCCGGUAGCGCUCUGCUGGAUGACACUUCUGCGAAAAAUAAGCCGGAUGUAAUCGAUAUUACAACGAACAAUGAAGAGCCAGAACAAUCGAGCUGUCAGUGUUAG